This is a messenger RNA of Cuscuta epithymum, 4988 nucleotides long. The record is from the annotation of a GenBank genome assembly. NCBI's taxonomy places the organism in Eukaryota, Viridiplantae, Streptophyta, Magnoliopsida, Solanales, Convolvulaceae.
GUUGGAUUAUUCAUGAAUAAUAAAAAGGUGAGAUUAUUAAAAGAAGACCGCUGAAAGGUUGGAUUAUUAGUUUCCAUUUUCCCUUUCCAAUUUUAUCAUAUGUUGGAUAUGCAGCGUGUGCUUAAUGAUGGUCCGUGGCACUUUGAUAACCAUCUCCUUAUCUUGGAAAGAAUGGGGGUUAAUGAUUUACCAGAUCAGGUUCCAUUAUACUAUGUGAACUUCUGGAUCCGAGUUUAUGGAGUUCCUAUGAUUUUGAUGACCAACGAGGUUGGGGCUGCUCUGGGAAAUUAUAUUGGUCAGUUUCUGGAGUAUGACAAAAAGAAUAACAUAGGGUUUUGGAGGAACUAUAUGAGAAUCAGGGUUAAAUUAGAUGUUCGAAAACCACUCAAACGAGGAAAGAAGAUUAAGGCUAUGGAAGGGGAUGUCAAGGAGGUAAAAUUCAAGUAUGAACGUCUGAACACGUUUUGCUAUCUAUGCGGCUUACAGGGACAUGCUGAUAAGCAGUGUGAUUUGCUCUUCCAAAUGGAAGAGGAUAAUGGGAUAAAGGGAUGGAGUGCAGACUUAAAAGUGGAGAGGAAAAAGCAGGGAGGGAUGAAUAUAUGCAGAUGGUUGAGGGAAGAAUGUACUGAGAAUACUAGCUCACAUAUAAAUAAGGGGUUGGGGGCUGUGCAAGAAGGAUUGGAAGAUGAGGAUGAUGAGAUAUCCUUGGAUAAAAAAAAGAAAAAGGGUUCUGGAGAGUACAACGCAGAUAGUAACGAGGGAGAGACAUGGAGAUGUAUCUUACACAAAAACUUUUUUUGGGGUGGGUCCUGGUUCCCAGGCCCACCAGGACCAAUGAUAGUCUUAAGUUGGAACUGUCGGGGCUUGGGUCACCCGAGAGCAGUUCCAGCCCUUAAGGACCUAGUCCGGUGUCACAAGCCGGAUGUGAUUUUCUUAUGUGAAACUUUAUGUGGGUGGAAUAAAAUGGAAGAGGUUCGUAGAGUUUUGGGUUUUGAAGCAUGCUUUGUUUUUUAUAGAGAAGGAAGGAGCGGCGGUUUGGCUAUACUAUGGAGGAGAACUAACACAUGCGAAAUUUUAAAUUAUUCAAAGCACUUUAUAAAUGUAAUUGUAAAAGAUGACAUGAAUAGCUCAUGGAGACUUACUGGGUUCUAUGGUAUACCAGACAGAGGUAGAAGAUGAGAAUCAUGGGAUAUACCGAGAGCAUUGGCAAAUCACUCAAACCUUCCUUGGUGUAUCAUGGGAGAUUUUAAUGACAUGCUUCACUUAAAUGAAAAGAGGGGUAGGGUGGAGCAUCCACAAUGGCUGAUAAAUGGGUUUAGGGAGGUGGUGCGGGAAUGUGACCUGGUGGAUAUUCCUCUACAAGGGAGGCAAUUUACUUGGUGGAAGAGUCUUGGGACUGAGGAUGCAAUUGAAGAAAGGCUUGACCGGGCAAUGGGUAAUAAUGGUUGGCUUGAUAUGUUUCCCCUAUGUCGUCUUACCAACCUCGUGACUAGCCAUUCAGAUCACUCACCAAUUCUGUUAGAAACGGAAGCACAAACUUAUAUCUUUCAUAGAAGACAAUUUAAGUUUGAAAAUUCUUGGUUGACUGAACAAGAAUUAAAUCAAGUUGUUGAAAGAGGAUGGUUGAGAGGAGCUGAUGAUCCCAUUUUAGAGAGACUGAAUUUAUACACGAAGGAGCUUGAUACAUGGGGAAGGAAACUGAGAAGAAGAUAUAAGGAAGCCAUUGAUAGAUGCAAAUCUCGCAUUGCAGAAUUAAGAGAACUAGAGACAGAGAGAGCUGGCAGGGAAUUGUUGUAUCUGCGGGAGAGGUUGUCUCUCCUUUUAAUACAGGAGGAGCAGUUCUGGAAACAACGGGCUAAGGUUUUUUGGAUGCGUGAUGGGGAUAUGAACACCAAGUUUUUCCAUGUUGCUGCAACAACAAGGAAGAAGAGGAAUAUGAUUCUAAAACUGCAGAGGGAUGAUGGUACAGUGGCUACAACGAGGAAGGAUCUUUGUGAAGUGGGUGGUGAUUACUUCAGGCAUUUAUUCACAGCCUCACCUGCAGAUUAUGAUCUAGUCACAUCUGCAAUCCAGAGAGUGGUAACUGAAGAUGACAACAAAAAACUUAUUGGGGAUUUUUCUGAUAAUGAGUUUAAAGAGGCAUUAUCUGAAAUGCAUAGUGACAAAGCCCCAGGCCCGGAUGGCCUUAAUCCAGCUUUCUAUAAACGCUUUUGGGAGUUAUGUGGGAGGAAUAUUUCUAUUGCUUGUCGGACUUGGUUGGCGGAGGGAACUUUACCAGCUUCAAUGGGAGAAACUAACAUUGUUCUUAUACCGAAGAGUGAAAACCCAUCUUCCAUGAAGGACUUUAGGCCAAUAUCUUUAUGCAAUGUCGUUUAUAAAAUUUUAGCUAAAGUUUUAGCUAACCGUCUAAAGUCGAUACUUCCAAAGUGCAUCUCCAAAGAGCAAUCAGGUUUUGUUUCGGGUCGCUUUAUUAUGGACAAUGUUCUAGUAGCAUCUGAAAUAAUUCACUACCUUAAAUGUAAAACAAGGGGUAUUCAAGGAGCAGCUGCGUUGAAGAUCGACAUUAUCAAAGCAUAUGACCGGAUUGAUUGGGGUUACCUUUUUUAUGGUUUUAGAAACUAUAGAUUUCUGCCAGAAAUGGAUUGGAUGGAUGCGUAUGUGUGUAACUUCGGUUACAUAUUCAUUGCUGAUUAAUGAGGAUAAAGUUGGCCCGAUCAUGCCUCAGCGAGGACUGCGACAAGGAGAUCCUUUAUCCCCGUAUCUAUUCAUCCUAUGUGCAGAGGGAUUCUCUGCUCUUUUACAGAAGGCUGAAAGAAGAGGUGAGAUGCAUGGUGUGAAGAUUUGCAGGGGUGCUCAUGUGAUAAGUCAUCUUCUAUUUGCAGACGAUAGUUUCUUGUUCUUUAGAGCAACUGAGGAAGAGGCGGAGAAGGUCCAUAGCAUAAUAACCACCUAUGCGAUGGUAUCAGGGCAAUGCAUAAAUAUGCAGAAAUCGGAAAUCAUGUUUAGCAGUAAUGUUCAGCCUAAUAAGCGUGAACAUAUAUCAUCCAUUUUAGGUGUCCAGACGUGUUUAGGGACGGGUAAAUAUCCGUGUUUAGGGACGGGUAAAUAUCUGGGUUUACCUUCCAUGAUAGGCCGGAACAAGAAAGCUAUUUUCUCUUAUAUUAAAGAAAGGGUGUGGAGGAAAAUCUCUUCAUGGAAGAGCAAAAUGCUUUCUCAGGCCGAACGUGAGGUUUUAGUGAAAUCAGUGGUGCAAGCUAUCCCUACUUAUUGUAUGAGUGCUUUCCUUCUGCCGACUACAUUACAGGAAGAACUUGAACGGAUGAUGAAUUUUUUCUAUUGGGGUUCAGCUAAAAGGGAAAGAAAGGGUGUUAAUUGGCUUAGCUGGGAGAAAUUGUCAGUGCGUAAGGAGCAUGGGGGCUUAGGAUUUUGUCAUCUACAUGGCUUCAACUUGGCAUUACUGGGAAAACAAGGUUGGCGUUUCUUGGCCAAUCCGGAGGCUACAGUUUCUAAACUCUUCAAAGCUAAAUAUUUUCCGAAGGGGGACUUUCUGGGAGCGGCUUUGGGCCAUAAUCCUAGUUAUGUGUGGCGUAGCAUCUGGUUUUCCCAAGCACUGGUCAAGGAGGGCUUUAGGUGGAGUAUAGGUGACGGGAAGCUUAUUAGUGUCUGGAAGACACCAUGGCUACAGAAUGAGGAGGAUCCAAUGGUGCAUACCAUGGCAGCUCAAAAUAGUGAAGGAUUGAAAGUGUAUCACCUUAUUGAUGGAAAUAAAGGAGGUUGGAAUGAGAGCUAUAUUCGGGAUAUGUUUCUACCCAGAGACGCGGAGGAGAUUCUUAGCAUUCCUUUGGUGCGCCAAGGUAAAGAAGAUACGCCGGUCUAGCAAUUUGAUAAAUAUGGCCGCUAUACUGUGAGAAGUGCAUACCGUGUAUGCAUGGAAAAGUUGAUAAGCAUGGAACAUUUAAAACGUGAAGGUGCCUGGGGGAAAUUGUGGAACUUGGCUGUCCCGUUUAAAGUCCGAACGUUUCUUUGGCGGGCUACCAGGAAUUGUUUGCCAAAUCGUAUGUGUCUUCGGAAAAAAGGAGUUGCAUGUCCGUCUUUAUGUGUUCUGUGCGGAAUGGAAGAGGAGCAUAAUUGGCAUUUGUUUACUCAAUGUGGUCUUAGUAAAAAAACUUUGAAAAUUGCAGGUCUUUGGCCGAAGAUAGAGGAAGCUUCACACCAUGUGGAUGGUUUUAGUGAGUUAGUGUGGUUGCUGCUGCAGAAUCUGGAGGAAUGGGAAUGCAAAAGGGCUGCUAUGGUACUAUGGAGCAUUUGGCGGGCUAGAAAUGUCAAACACUGGGAUGGUGUGGUAAAGACUGAGCAUCACAUUAAUAUGAGGGCUGCUGACAUAUUGAAAGCAUGGGAGACUGCUCAUUAUCAAGGGCGAACACCGAAUAGGAAUGAGAGAACUAACAAUGCAAGAUGGAUACCGCCGCCAAGUUCGAGGGUCAAAAGCAACGUUGAUGGUGCUUUAAUAGCAGGUGGUCGAUUUGUGGGGGCAGGUCUUUGCUUGCGUGACCAUAUGGGUAAAUUUCUUGGUGCAAGAACGUCUUGGCUUCGAGCAAGAAUGAGUCCUAGUGAGGCAGAAGUGUGGAGUCUGCUACAAGCUCUAUUGUGGAUGGGAGAAAUGGGCCAUACAAAGGUUGAGUUUGAGAUGGACUGUAAACAAGUUGUUGAUGAUCUUAGACUGGAUAAAAGAUAUCUUUCCGAGUAUGGCGCAUUGAUACAAGAAUGCAAAACAAUGUUACAAAAUCGAAAUGAAUAUUUUGUCAUUUUUACUAAACGGCAAGCCAAUGGUAGUGCACAUGCUCUUGCUAAGUCAUCUACCUGUUAUGCUUCCCGUCAAGACUUUUUUCAUCCUCCGGAUUGUAUUCAACAUCUUAUUAGUAAUGAAAUGAAUUAGUCUUCUUAAAAAAAGCUAUUUUAACGCGCAAUGCGCGAAAGCUAAUGCCCAA